Messenger RNA from Anthostomella pinea, 594 nucleotides. The record is from the annotation of a GenBank genome assembly. NCBI's taxonomy places the organism in Eukaryota, Fungi, Ascomycota, Sordariomycetes, Xylariales, Xylariaceae.
AUGUCACAACUCAAGGAAUUCACCCUUUUCAGUAAGCUACCCACAGAGCUUCGCCUUGCGGUAUGGAGAUGCUAUGCCCUGCCAAAGGGACCACUGGUUCAUGUCAUCUCCUCGGAGGACAGACGUCUCACCGGUCGCAUAGACACGAAUAUCGAUGCUGCUCAUGACGAAUUGAUGUGGACAACCCGAGUUGUGCUGAGAGUCAACCAGGAAGCAAGGCAUGAGGUAUCACAAGGCCGCCAACUUGUCAGACUUGUGCAGACAGCAAAGGCUCUUGGUUACCAUUCCGGGUCCUGGCUCAAAACACUGCACAAUCCCGAUUGGCCUCAGCUAGGCUAUUUCGUCGGACAGGACAGAUGGAAUCAAGAGCCGCUUUUCGUGAACUGGGAUCUGGACUUGUUCUAUUUCAGGAACGUACGCAUGUAUACGCAUUAUUACCACGAAGAUGCCCUGCAGAGAAUCAAGCUGAUGGCUCUCGAAGUCAUUCGCUCUAACAUCGGCCACGAAGAGGUGGCGGGCGGGAGUACCAUCUUUGACAACUUCAGGGAUGGAGCCAGCCAGUCCGUAUUCGAUCUAGAGACAGCGACGCCAUAA